AAUGUUCCAUACUCGUCCUCAUUUACCCACUUAUCCUUAAAAUCGUGGUAUUCAGUGUCAUCUACUCAAGUUCAUAAUAAAGGAGGGAGUGAAACUAGAAAAGCUAUAGAUCAUUAUAGUUAUGCAAUCAAUGAUGAAAUUGGCAAAGGGUUUAGUAGCCGCGUUUAUAAAGGAAGAGAUGAAAAUACGCUUGAACCAGUAGCAGUUAAAGUAAGAAGUAAUUAAAUAUCAAGGUUAUUGACAUGAAGAUGGUUAAAUAAUCAAUUCAUGCACAACUACUCAAAAAUGAAAUUAAUGCAUUGAAGGCAUUCAAUAGUAAAAAUAUUAUGAAACUUUGCGAUGUUUUUUAAACAUAGAAUAAUACUUAUAUCAUAACUGAGUUUUGUGAUUCGGUAAUUUCUAAUUGUAAUAUGUACUUCAGGGAGAUCUUAACAAUUAUAUCAAGAAGAAGGGUAGAAUAGAUGAAACUGAAGCAAUCCGAAUCUUGCAAUCUGUAGUGAGUGCUGUCAAUGAAAUGAAUUAAAAGGGAUACAUUCAUAGAGACAUAAAGCCAGCAAACAUUCUUAUUGAUAAGAAUCUUCCAAAAUUAGCUGACUUUGGAUUUGCUGUGCCUGCUCAUGAAGCUAGAUUGUAAGGGAAGAAUUUCAAUGUAGGAACUCCACUUUAUAUGUCACCACAAGCAUUGAGAUAACAAGGUCACACUGAAAAAGGAGAUGUUUGGGCUAUUGGUGUUGUAUUCUUUGAAAUGUUAUAUGGUAAUUAAUUUAAAUUAAUUCUUAGGCAGAACACCAUAUAAUGCCUCUUCAGAAGCUGCUUUGAUAUCCAAUAUUAUGCAUUAAUCUUUAGUGAUUCCUUCUUCUCCACCUGUUUCAGAUAAGGCAAAGGAUUUCAUUAGAAAAUGUCUCUCUGUAGAUGAAAAUAAAAGACUAAGAGUUAAAGAUAUGGCUCAUCAUGAAAUAAUUGAAUAGAGAGUCUUAACACCAGUUGAAAGGGUUCCAGCUCGAAAACCAUUUGAAGAGAUAUCAAAUUUAAAUAUACCAACUGAAACUUCUUAGAUUUAAAAGUUUAAACGAUCUCAAAGUCAAGGGGUUAAAGAGGCUCCAAAUAAAGAAUAUAAGACUUAAUAAAUUGAAGAUAAGAAAAAAUAACAUGAGGCAAAAUAGAAAAAAUUAUAAGAACAAAUUUAGAGAUCAUCUAGUUAAUAAUAAGCACUUUAACCAUAAAAAAUUACUAAAACUAGUGCUUUUGAAGAAUAACCGCCUGUUUAGAAAUAAAAAACUAUUAGUUUAGAAUUUAAAUCAAAUAAUGAAGUUCUAUUUAGUUAAAUUAAUUUUUGUAGAUUCUUAUACAAAUUUUCAUAAAAUCUUGCUAGUUGCAAAAUAUUUUCAAUUGAAAUAAGAGAUAAAUUAUUAUUUUUAAUGGGUAAAAAUAUUGCCAUAAAAAUAAAUAAAUUGGCAACUAUUUUAGAUAAGGAAAAUAAAUAAGUUAAUAUCUUUUAAUUAGAUGAUUAUGAAGGAUAUAAAAAGAGUGAAUCUCAUAGUAAAUUUAGUUAAGCUAUCUCUGAAUAUAAUGAUAAAUAUAUGAGACAUUUUGAGAAGAUAUUGAAGCUUGCAUCUAAAAAUGGUAUAUUUUAUAUAUUUAUAUUUAAGAAUUCUAAAAAGAUUAAUUGAUAGGUUGUCUUUGUAAUAAUGAUAUUACAGAAAAUGAAUCUUUUUAUAAAAUUGCAUUACAAUACUUAAAACAAAGUAUAAAUGAAAUUAAAUAAAAUUUUAAGACUAUUUCAGGUCAAAAAGAUUAAUUAUUGCCUGAAGAAGUAAAAUAUUUUACUUAUAUAUUUUUAGCUUUAAAUGCCUUCAUUUAUUCUUUUUGGUCUUUAUGGAUACUAAUAAUUGAUUUCGAAAGCAUUAGAAAAUUGGUCAGACUAUAAAUAAUUUUAAAAAGCAUCCUCCCCUGAAUUAUUAAUAGAAAGAAAACCAGGAUAAAUGAAUUAUGGAUAAUUGGAAUAAUUACUUUGA
Messenger RNA from Paramecium pentaurelia, 2015 nucleotides. Lineage: Eukaryota; Ciliophora; Oligohymenophorea; Peniculida; Parameciidae. The record is from the annotation of a GenBank genome assembly.